Messenger RNA from Yamadazyma jaroonii, 1302 nucleotides. The record is from the annotation of a GenBank genome assembly. Lineage: Eukaryota; Fungi; Ascomycota; Pichiomycetes; Serinales; Debaryomycetaceae.
AUGUCAGUAAUGAAUGAACGAAUGGACCAUGAAGAUGGUAGUAAAGAUGAUAAGAAAGAUCCAACUUCAAGACCCUAUAAAUGUCCUAUGUGUGACAAGGCAUUUCAUCGAUUAGAACAUCAAACAAGACACAUAAGAACUCAUACGGGAGAAAAACCUCAUAGUUGUAAUUAUCCUGGAUGUUUUAAGAAGUUUAGUAGAUCCGAUGAAUUAACCAGACAUUCUAGAAUUCAUACCAAUCCAAAUUCGAGAAGAAAUAAGAAUUUAAAUAAGAAGAAGCAAGAAUUACAACAUCAACAAAUAUUAAAGAAAGAAGAUAACCAACCUAAAAUAUCAUCAAAUUUAAGUAUAUCACCAUCAAGUCAAAUUCAUCAAGCAGCUGCAGUUUUAGUUAAUCCUAUUCCUAGAUCAACUACUCCUAAUAUCAAUACUUUAAGUCCUGAUAAUUCAAUUAAUUCCUCACCAACAAUCAAUAUAACUUCACAAUUUAAGACUCAACAAUCAUCAGAAGAUUUAUCCAAGAUCAAAUCUAUUCAAUCAGAUGAAGAAAAUUCAUUAUCAGCUUCAAAUUCCAAUUUAUAUUUAAAUUCACCUAUAAACAAAUCCAUAAGUAAUGGAUCGAAUAAUAUGGAUAUUUUGGCAUCGGUAUCUUCACAAGAAUUGAAUAAUUUAAAUUCCAAAUCCUUACCAUCAUUAACAAAUUAUUUCAAAUCAUCUUCAGCUAAUUCAUUUUCAACCAACAAUUUACAAUAUUUAUCAAAUUUAGCAGUCAAUCAAUAUCAUCAAAAACCUAAAUUGAAUACUUUAUCAACAUUGAAAAGAAUGACACCAUUAGAACCUCAUAUUCAACAACCUCAUCCACAUCAUGCUAAUCAUGGACAAUCACAAUAUGGACAAUCAUCAUCACCAAGUAUAAUUUCCCAAGAAUCAGAUUUAGAUUAUGUCAAACAAAGAUUAAAGAAAUCUCGACCAAAUUCUCCAAAUUUUACCAAAACUUUCACAUUACCCAAUUCUCCUGUUAUGGGUUUAUCAUCAACCACAACACCAAUUUUAUCAGCCAACAAUUCAUCAACCAAUUUAAAUUCAUAUUUCCAAGUACAAAACAAUUCCCAUGCAAAUAUUUCCAACAACAUAACACCCACUUCAAUAACUAAUGGAGAAGAAGAGAAUAAUUUACCAAGUAUAAGAUCAUUAAAAUUAGAUUUACCUACGAAUAUUUCUAUGCCAAAAUUUAGGAGGUUUAGUUCCAAUGAAGGAAAAUCUGGUCAAUUUAAGAACAUUAAGGCUGAACCUUCUGUAUAA